Messenger RNA from Oldenlandia corymbosa var. corymbosa, 794 nucleotides. The record is from the annotation of a GenBank genome assembly. NCBI's taxonomy places the organism in Eukaryota, Viridiplantae, Streptophyta, Magnoliopsida, Gentianales, Rubiaceae.
GAUCAGUUCACUACUUUCAAAAUCUGCAAAAACACAUCGCAAAUCAUAAAAAAACCCACAGUUUGGGGGGAUAUAUGGAUCAGAAAUUGCACAUAUUCUUCUUCCCCUUCUUCGCCCAUGGCCAUAUGCUGCCCACCUUAGACAUGGCCAAAGUUUUCAGUUGUCGUGGGGUGAAAUCCACCAUGAUCACAACUCACCAACACGUCCCCAUGUUUGAGAAAUCUAUCCAGAAGAAAGGCAAACAAUUGUUUACUGAUGUAUCCAUCCGGGCAAUACAUUUCCCGGCCGUGGAAGCCGGCUUGCCGGAGGGAACGGAAAGCGUUGACCAACUAAAAUCAGAAAAUCUGAUCCCUGCUUUCAUAAGGGCCACCGCCAUGCUCCAAGAUCAGCUUGAACAGCUAUUACUAGAAUGCCGCCCGCAUUGCCUGAUCGCUGACAAGUUCUUCCCCUGGGCCACUGAAGCCGCUGCCAAAUUCCGCAUCCCAAGAUUGGUUUUUGAUGGAAUGAGUUCCUUCUCAAAUACCGUGGCUGAAAUCCUGAGAGUUCAUAGGCCUUUUGAUAAUGUUUCCUCUGAUUCCGAACCUUUUCUGGUUCCAGAUCUUCCUCACGAAAUUAAGUUGACUAGAUCGAAAAUACCCUCUUAUGAAAGGGACAAAGAAGCGGCCGGAACAGAGCUUGGAAGGUUCCAUCAACGAGUUAGAGAUUCGGAUUCGAAAAGUUAUGGAAGAGUUGUCAACAGUUUCUACGAGCUGGAGCCAGAUCAAGCUCUGUAUGAAUUUUUGAAGAAUAAUUAA